Molecule: messenger RNA, 959 nt
Organism: Erythranthe guttata (spotted monkey flower)
Lineage: Eukaryota; Viridiplantae; Streptophyta; Magnoliopsida; Lamiales; Phrymaceae
Gene: HVA22F
Product: HVA22-like protein F
Source: RefSeq, a predicted model, not a curated record
CUGCUUUUCUAGUGUGACCAGACCAACUACACAUUUUUAUUUAGUAAUUUUUCUCUGUUGCUUGCCGUCCAAUUUUCUCUCACAUUUUUACAUUCUAUUCUUGUUGCAAGAAAAGAAGCCUUUGCCUCUCAACUAAAAGAUAUUCUUUACUUGUUAGCAUUAAAUGCCAAACCCACAUGAGAUAUAGCCUAUAAAAAAGACUGAGAAUAUAAUUCAUAAUUUCAAUUCCAAUUCCAAUUCCUAUUCCAAUUUCUAAAUCAAACGGUUACAAUCUCCUUCCCAUUUUUUCAGACAAGAACAGAAAAAAAAAAAAAAAAAAAAACAUGGGUGUUUUUGGAGCCGUGGCAAGGCAUUUGGAUACACUUCUCGGACCUGGAGUGAUGCUUCUCUAUCCCCUAUAUGCAUCGAUGAGGGCAAUCGAGAGCCCCUCAACACUGGAUGAUCAACAAUGGCUAACGUAUUGGGUUCUCUACUCGUUUAUGACACUUUUCGAGCUUUCCUGCUGGAAGAUUCUUCAAUGGCUUCCUUUCUGGCCAUACAUGAAGCUGGUAUUCUGCAUGUGGCUGGUGCUCCCGAUUUUCAACGGAGCGGCUUAUAUAUACGAGAAUUUAGUGAGGAAGUAUGUUAAUGUUGGAAGAAAUGUGAGCUCAAAUCAUCCAGAAGGACAGAGGAGGGUUCUUCAGAUGAUGAGCCUCGACGCAAGAAAGUCCGUCGAGAGAUACAUUGAGAAGUAUGGUCCAGAAGCCUUUGACAGAGUUGUCAAAGUGGCUGAGAAAGAAGCAAGGAAACACUGAUCAGGAAAUACAGAAUCUCAGGCAGAAUAUGGAAUGUAUACAUAUAUAUAAUUAUUCAAUUAACCUUGUAAUGAUCUCAGAGAAACUAUAGUAUUCAAACUUGCAUACAUUAUAUACACAUACAUGCCAUUGCCUUCUAUCUCUUCAUUUUUUAUUUUAUUUUUA